AUGGCGAGCAUUGUUGCAGCUUUGAAGUUGUUGUUUGACCGUCCUAACGAACCUAUGGUUUCCCCCAAAGGUGACAAUGAGGUGGUCUUUCAACUCACGGAACAACAUCUCGACGACAAAUACAAGAGUAAUGGGAUCGAGAUCAACAAUCGUUUUGGGAAGGACAAGCCACUUAUCCCAUUGAAGGAAUUGAAGAGACUUCCUCAGUUUCCAAAAGCCAAAAGGCUGCCAAGUGAUGCAGAUUUCUCCAUUCUUCUGCCUGCCCACCAGGAGAUGGCCGAUGAGGUCAUUGACGCCCUUCUAGCGGUGCCUGAAAACCAACUGCCCGAAUUUCUAUCAACAUGCGUUUAUGCGCGUGUGAAUCUGAAUCCUCAGCUUUUCAACUACUGCUACUCUGUUGCUUUGUUGCAUAGGAAGGACACCAAAAAUGUUCCACUUCAAAACUUUGCUGAGACUUUCCCAUCUAAGUUCGUUGAUUCGAAGUUUUUCAGUCAAGCACGUGAAUCCGCCGCCCUUGCCAAACAAGGAGCUCCGCGUGUGCCCAUAAUAAUCCCGCGUGAUUUUACCGCCAACGAUUUAGACAUUGAACAUAGACUUGCUUACUGGCGCGAAGAUAUCGGCAUCAACCUUCACCACUGGCAUUGGCAUCUGGUGUACCCAUUCAGCGCCACUAAAAGAGAAAUUGUAGCGAAGGAUCGUCGUGGCGAACUCUUCUUCUAUAUGCACCAGCAAGUUAUUGCUCGCUACAACACUGAACGUCUGGCCAACCAGCUCGCACGUGUGAAGAAGUUCAGUGAUUUCACGGAGUCGACUCCUGAGCCGUACUAUCCGAAAUUGGACAGUCUCACCUCAUCCCGAAGCUACCCACCGCGGCAGGCAAACAUGAGGUGGUCGGAUCUGAACAGACCCGUAGAUGGUCUCGUGGUCAAAAUCUCCGAUAUGAACCGCUGGAAGAGAAACCUUGAAGAGGCCAUCGCUACUGGCAUGGUCAAACUGCCAAACGGCUCGACCCAACCUCUGGACAUCGACACUCUGGGGAACAUGGUGGAGGCUAGCAUACUGUCUCCCAACAGAGAUUACUACGGAACCUUGCACAACAACGGGCACAGCUUCGCUGGAUACUUACACGACCCUGACCACAGAUAUCUGGAAUCCUUCAACGUCAUAGCUGACGAGGCUGUUAAUAUGCGAGAUCCGUUCUUCUACCGCUGGCACGCUUUCAUCGACGAUCUAUUCCAGAAGUUCAAAGAGAGCAACAACGUGAGACGUUACACGAGAUCAGAGCUUGAGAACCCAGGAGUGAAAGUCACGAAUGCCAGAAUCGUGAAUAGCAAUGGCGCCGCGGACAACACUCUUAACACGUACUGGAUGCAAAGCGAUGUGGAUCUCUCUCGUGGACUUGACUUCUCGGAUCGUGGACCGGUGUACGCCAGGUUCACGCAUCUUAACUACAGGCCGUUCAGAUAUGUCAUCGACGUAGACAACACGGGCAGCGCUCGCCGUACAACGGUCCGCAUCUUCAUAGCGCCCAAGUUUGAUGAACGUGGCUUGCCAUGGAUACUGUCCGACCAACGCAAAAUGUUCAUCGAGAUGGACAGAUUCGUUGUGCCUUUGAACGCCGGCAGGAACACCAUAACACGCGAAUCUACCGAAUCCUCUCUGACUAUACCCUUCGAGCAGACCUUCCGUGACCUCUCCAGCCAGGGUAGUGAUCCUCGUCGUGAAGAUUUGGCUAGCUUCAACUUCUGCGGCUGUGGUUGGCCCCAACACAUGCUCGUACCACGCGGCACUGAGAGCGGCAUGCUGUUUGACUUUUUCGUUAUGCUUUCGAACUAUGAACAAGAUGCCAUAACUCAACCGGAAGGUGUUGCCCCGUUGACUUGUACAGAGGCUUCUAGCUUCUGUGGUCUAAAAGAUCGUCUUUAUCCGGACAAGCGCAACAUGGGCUUCCCAUUCGACAUACCAUCGAGCAGCGCUGCCAACAUCCAAGACUUUAUUCUGCCUAACAUGUUCCUCGCUGAUGUUAGCAUUCGUCUACAAAACACCGUGGAAAUAAACCCCAGGAAUGCUAAAAACUAA
Molecule: messenger RNA, 2079 nt
Organism: Danaus chrysippus (African queen)
Lineage: Eukaryota; Metazoa; Arthropoda; Insecta; Lepidoptera; Nymphalidae
Source: the annotation of a GenBank genome assembly